Monopterus albus (swamp eel) is the source of this 3880-nucleotide messenger RNA. Its product is annotated as caldesmon, smooth muscle-like. Lineage: Eukaryota; Metazoa; Chordata; Actinopteri; Synbranchiformes; Synbranchidae. Gene Ontology annotation, molecular function: actin binding. The coding region runs from base 3194 to 3604 and encodes 136 amino acids. Gene Ontology annotation, biological process: signal transduction. The transcript has 6 exons. The record is from RefSeq and is a predicted model, not a curated record.
AACAGUGGUCGUCAGUCUGCCAGAGGGAAACACUCUGGGUGUUUUGUGGAUUGUGUUAGAAACAUUCACCCCAAAACCUGACAUGUUUGGUAUCUUUGGAAACUUUGUGAUCUCCACCAGAAAUUUAAAUGAAGUUUUGUACAUUUUCUCUAAACGACCUGGCCUGGACUAGAGGGUAAAAAACCUCUUUCAGCAAAGAAAUGAAAAUUUAAAUACUGCAGUUUGUCUGUAGCAGCAGAAGGAAGUGAGUGCAGUGUUGUUGUUGUUGCUGCUGCUUCUGGUCUUUAUUAUUUAUUUAACAGAUAUCCAGGAUAUUUACUCCUCCACUGACUCAUGUUCAUCCAGAGGGUUCAGCGUCUUGUGAUCAGACAUUGCUUGAUGGCAUCAAUGCAGCUUUAAAUAAAUGUGGACAUAACAACGUGGAAUCAUUUACAGUAGACAUUUACACUUCACUCAGAUCAAACUAAUGCAGGAAUAGUCAGCAUUGGGCUCAUUUGAAAAGGGAAACAAUGUGUUCCAGAUUCAAUUCCUGUUGAAGAGCCUUAUGAUGUUGGCGAUGAGGACUGGCUCCCAGUUGGUGCUGGAGCUGAGGUCAUGGUUCUCCCACAGCAAACUGGAAAAACACUUUAACAGAGCUGGUUUUGUCCAUGUAGGCGAUAUCAUAUUAAAACAGAGUUGGAAGCAUACUGUUUACUCAUGAAUUGCAUGUUCUGCAGUUUGCUGCUUUGCUUAACAUGUCCCUGCAGGCAGCCGUGCGCUCCAAACCAAAGACCAAACACUUAUCAGAAGUGAAACAUCAGUAUAGGUCUUCAAACCCACCAGCACGGUUCAGUAGAGCUGCAGCUCUCCUGAGUAUUCUCUCUACAAAGUGUCAGAAAACUGAAAUGUUGCACGGCAGUGGGAUGAUGUCUCCAGGUGUCCCAUUUGGUCUGACAGUCCACAGAAAUCUGCUCAUUACAGAGAUGCGCAACUGUGAAAUGAGCAACUCUGCACAUUUGAGGAGCUGGAACCAGACAAUCUGAACUGAUGAUCUGUGGAUUAGUCAGUCGACUAAUUCGCUGCCAUAGUUAGCUGUGUUAACUGUGCCCGGUGAACCCUGAGGGCCCUGCUUGCAGAGCAGUGUUUCUCCUGCAGCAGGUCUGCUGAUAAACCUUCCUCUGUCUGGAGGUGAACGCUGAUGGAGAGGGUGAGAGGUGACCUCUCCACCUCUGUGUGCUUCACCCUCCUUAGCCAUGAUGCAUGGCCCCACUUAACUCCAUCCAGAUGCAGGCAGCUGUGUGCACUCUGCUGGCUGGUGAGGGCGGCUCCAGGCAGUCUGUAGCAGUGACGCCUCUGGGUGGAUGCCUUUAUUUUCUAAUAACUGCACCCGGAACAGGGACAAUGCUCAGAGGUCUGAUGGCAGCUGCACCUCGGACUCCAGACAUGUAGGUGCCUCUGUGGACUGAGCUGCAGUACGGGUUUCAUUUAUGCUUAAAGUGUUUUGUCAGUUAUGUUCUGACAGAAUCACUGUCUGUGUUUAGAGCCACAUGUUUGGAUGUGUAGAAUUCACAUCAGGUCUGUGAACAUUGCUUUAGCGUAAUGAGAGAAGGUUUAGAGAAAGAUGGUGGUUUUGGUUUGAUGGGUAUAUACAUUUAACCAAACCCACCAUCCUUCCUGAACCUAAGGCACUUCUGUUGCCUAAGCCUGAACAUAUACAGUACAGUAUACUGUGUUGUUUCUUCAGAUUUCUUGCUCAGAUGGAUAGAAACAUCACUUGAUUGUAUUGCUUAAGGUAAAAGUUGAAAAUCAGCAGCACACAGGACGUAGUUUGUAAAAAUAUCUUGAUCCAAAUGUGAUCUCUGGUGUUUCCUAAAUCAGUCAUGACAUCAUCAGAUGUAAACCUUUAAAAGGUGACAUGCUUCAGACACAAGUGAAUGAGUCAGAUGAUGAAUGAGGCGUCCUCCCCCGCCGAGGAGUGACAUCAUCCAGCAGAAGAGCUCGAAUUUGGAGCCUGCAAUUAAAAACAAUGUGAGGGGGGGAGGCUCUGGUGCUGGGGGACGUCAGUGGAGUUUGGACAGCUGGGAGAAAGCAUGAAACCCUCCUGGAUCAAAAACACUUCAGACAAACCUUUUAUUCACCCACAAACCCAGAUGUGAGUUGGUGUCGGGUCCCGAGUUGCACACACACCAGUCUGACUUCAAACCUUUUUAGGGUUGGAUUGAAGUGGGAAAAAGAGAAAGUGGGAGACAAACAUGAAAACAGAUGCUUCUCACUCAAAUAGAUUUUUAAUAUAUUAAACUCUGUUGCUUUGGUGGUGCUUCAAACUGGAGGACCGAAAGUGCCGAUUUGGAGUUGCAGACAUUUAGAAAGGUAAUUAAAUCUGCCAAUUUAAAUCUUUUUGUAUUUUAAUUAGUAACAUUUGAGUUUUUUUCUGCUGAAAGAACCAACUGAAAAUUUAUAAAUGAAAAACUAAAAACAAAAUGAAAUAAAGGCAUUGCAGUUUGUGAGAGCUGAACUUUAUUUUCACCCUGCACAAGCUGCCAGGACAAAUGUUCAUUCCACCCAUCAGCUACUGUUUACUGCUUAAAUUAAUUUAGAAAAGGUUUCUGAAACAAGUCACUUCCUCAGCUAAGAGCAGUAUACGUAGAAGUAUAUUAAAAUAUUUCAUGUUCACAACUUUCACAAAAUUUGCUGUUCUAUGUUUCGCAGUUCGUGUUGUCAUCACAGUAGAUGUGUCAAAAACGUCUUGAAAAAGAAAUGUUAACUAAAACCAACACAAAUGAGGAACAAAAACACCAGCGAAAGAAUAAUCUGAGGUUCAUGAUUGAUGCAUAAAAGGGUUAGAUUGUCAACGAGAUCCAGACGUUUCCAAAGAGGGGAGUGCAUCUAAAAUGAUGCACAUGAAGAAUAUUUGAUGUGUGCACAUCACAAAGCUUCACAGGACACGAUUCACAUUAUGCAACAUACGGUAUGUAGAUGAUAUAAAGGGUUUUAUAAGUUCAACAUCAGGGUGUUAAACAGUCGCGGUGUGAAGCCGUUACAGUGAAAUGUGACUAAUCCUGAACGCGUCUCUGCUAUUAACUCAUAUUUUUCCUUGUGUUUUGUUGGAAUCAGUAACAGCUUUAAGAAGACGCAGCAUCUCGUCCUGCUGUCCAAGAUCGACGACAAGCUGGAGCAGUACACGCACGCCGUGGAGAACUCUCAGGAGGCCCGGAUGGCGAAAGCAUCGCUGAGCGACCUGCCUAGCUCACCUGAGGUCAUCGCCUCCAAGAAGAACCUGUUUGAGGCUGGAGAGGCCUGGAGCCAAAGCCCCACAAAGGGAGCCACCUGCAAGGACACUGAGGGUCUGAAGGUGGGGGUGGCCGGCCUGAUCACUCAGUGGGUGAAGGGCCCUUGUGAUGGCAGCAGCGCGUCGCCCUGCAGACCAGCUGAUGUGAAAGCUGGAGACGUGAUGCAGAAGAAGAACAUGUGGGAAAUCAUCGGAGACUCAUCAGGGAGGCCGGGACAAAGAGCCACAAAGAACACAGCAGCUGGUAAAAAGUACAAAUUUGUCAUCACUGGUCACGGGAAAUACGAGAAGGUUGCCGUGGACGACGAGAAUGGUGUGUAUCGCUAUGAUUGCUGAGCUGGUGCUAUCUCUUCAAAUGGUUUUCAUCUUUUAGAAACUUCCGCUGGCUGAAAGAAGAAGCUCUAUAACAUUUGCAGGCUCAGUAUUUCAUUUAUAUCCAAAACAUCAUUUUUUUCUGACUUUCUCAGUCAGACAUGUACAAACUCCAGAGCUCAAAUCCCAAAUCUGUUUCCUCUUGGUUUUUAUAUUUCCUGACAUUCUGUUCCUGUUAUUUUGUACACAUGUGGCUGUGAGCUUUACCCUCUGCUUCCUUCUCCACUACAGUGUUUAGGU